UUGGACCGGGUCGGAGGUAAAAAUCACCGGCGAGGGCCUGAGCUGGGAAGGGCAUGGAGGGGUACCGCGGUGCCGAGUGCGACAGGGCAUCUGAGACCUCAUCCUUUGUAGAGGAUGAAGAAGAAGAGGAAGAGGAGGAGGAGGAGGAAGAAGAGGAGGAAGAGGCUGUGGACCCGGAGGAAGCAGAGGAGCUGACUAACAGUUUAAAAGAUCUUAUCCAAAGUGAAGAUGUGAAACCCAAGCUGCAGUACAUCAUGACUAACCCUUCCUUUUCUAUGGUAACUGUUCAAAGUGAAGACAGUGGGAUAACCUGGGAAACCAGCUCGAGUAGAUGUUCUACUCCCUGGGCCUCAGAAACUAGUACAACUUCUGAUCUUUACAGUAUGGAAAGUUCACCAGUAGGUUCUCCUCCAGGAAAAGUAAUCUUUAUUAUGGAUGAAGGUAAGAUUGUUCGGAAAAGGAAGUGCAAAGCUUCAAAUAGGGUGCCAAUAGCUACAAGCCUGAAGGGACGCCAGAGCAAUAAGAAACGUGACUCUUCUGGAAUGCAGAGGCAAGAAACAAGAACUGUUCUAGGAGAUGUGCAAGCCUCCGUGUUGAAUGUUGAGCAGGUGGAAGCACAAGACACAGAUGAGGAAAUGUUGGAUGACAAAGAAGAUCUAGAGAACAUCACAGAAGAGCCAGUAAAACGUGCUCCGAUAAGAUCAAUAUUUAGAGAGAGCAGACUGAGGAAAGUAGGACCGAUCCUUGGAGGACCAGUACAAGCCAGAAUCCAGCUGUUCAACUCAAUUUUUGGCAGGAUGGGGCCAGCCCCUGAAACACUGGAGAAAACCAGUAUCCAGAGAAGUAGCUCAGUUUCAGGGGAUUCUGAACAGUUCCUUGAUACAUCAGUAAAAGAAAGACUGCAGAAGUUCAGUUCACUUUCAGAAGCAACACAUCCAAAACCUUACCAGAGAGCAAGAAGUAGAUAUCUUGAAACACCAUCGGAGAGAAGAAGGGAGCAAAGGCAACAACCCACAGCACAUGCAGAUCAAAGUUAUUCUUCACCAACAACACCCUUUGAAAAAUGGCUUGCUAGUAAAGAUGAUGUUUCAUCUGAAAAUACUAAACCCAUUAAAAUGAAAGAUAAACAUAGCAGAUUUUUAAGCUUUGGUGCAGAAACAACUCUUCAACAUGAAGAAGGAAAAGACAGACAAUCACUUUCAGAGACUCCAGAUGAGGUAUUGGGACAUUCACUGAAAUCCUGGCCUCCUGAAGAAGCCACGAAGGAACAGAGUUAUUCACCUGCAUCCAAAGCAUCAAUAACAGAGCAAACAGUGUCCAUUUCAUUAGAGUCUGAUGAUAAAUCAGAGAAACAAGUGCCACUUCCCUCAGCUGAAAAUGCAAACAAGAAACCAGACAACUCCCUGAUGACAGCAUCAGAUCAUCUGGAGGAACCAAAGGAGCAGGAAAUUCAGCCUGCUUCUGCACCACAGUCUGUUUCAGGAGAUUUUGUUAAUGAAUUAGACAGACAAAGUGCUCAGCCUAUUUUGCCUACAACAUCCAUGUCUGAGCAUCCUGAGGGGAAAGCACAGAAGUCAACAAUUCAGUCUUCCUUACCUAGUGCUCCAUCAGCUGAAUCCAAAUAUUCCACUCUAUCUGAAAUAAGACAGGAAGAUAUUAUUCUUAAGUCAUCAGAAAGUGCACAAUCUGAGUCUGAGCACGUGCUUUUACCACAUUCUGUAGAUGAAACAGAGAAGCAAGAAACUGAGUGUCACUCGUCAAUAACUGCACUGUCAGAAACUGAGCCUUCAUGUCUAUUGUAUUCUGCUGAAAAAAGGGAGGGUCAAAAGACACCACCACUGGAAACCCAAACUGUUCACUUAGAGAAGCAAACAAAGUCUGAACAAGACUUUUCCUCCUCCCUUCAGGAAACAGAGGAGCAAGGAGUUAAACUAAAUUCACCUAUUCCUGAAAAGAUAGAUUCUAAAUAUUUCAGCAUUGCAUAUCCUGUUCAUACAGAAACAGAAGAAACUCAGAGAACUUCAGCUAUAAAUAAAGCAGUAGAUUUGUAUCACCCUGAUUCUUCCAUUGAAAAAAACAAACAAGCAGAGAGUGCACAAAUGGAGAUGGAGCAAUCAGAUUUCUCAUAUUCCAGCAAAGAAAUUGGGGAAUCAGAGAGAACACAAAUGGAGAUGGAGCAUCCAGACUUUUCUUUUUCCAGGGAAGAAAUGGAGGAAUCUGAAAGUGCACAGCUAGAGAGAGAGCAUCCAGAUUUCUCAUAUUCCAGGGAAGAAAGAGAGGAAUCGGAGAGCGCAAAACCGGAGACAGAAGAUCCAGAACUACUUUUUGCUGUUAAAGAAACAGUGGAAUCAGAGAAAGCACAGCUGGAGAUGGAGCAUCUCUAUUUCUCAUAUUCCAAGGGAGAAACAGAAGAAUUAGGACGUGCCCAACUGGAUACAAGGCAUUUAUAUUCCAUGGAGGAAAUGGAGAAUGCACAAUUGGAGACAGAGCAUCCAGAAUUUUUCUCAAAGAAAGAAACAGAAGAAUCAGAGAGUACACAGAUGGAGAUGGAGCAUCCAGACUUUUCUUUUUCCAGGGAAGAAAUGGAGGAAUCUGAAAGUGCACAGCUGGAGGCAGAACAUCCAGAUUUCUCAUAUUCCAGAGAAGAAAUGGAGGAAUCUGAAAGUACACAGCAGGAGAUAGGUCAUCCAGACUUUUCUUUAUCCAGGGAAGAAGGGGAGGAAUUAGAAAGCACACAGCUGGAAAUAGAACAUCAGGAGUUUUUAUCUUCCAGGGAAAAAACAGAAAACCAAAAAUCUGUUCCUUUUGAACUGGAACAACCAGAGUCUUAUUCCCCUGAAGAAGCAGAGCAAGAAGAAACAGCACAGCUUGUGCUGGUGCCUUCAGAUUUACCAUAUUUGAUGAAAGAAGCAGAAAAAGAAAGCACUACAAAACUCCAGUUGGUACAUCCAGAUAUAUUUGAUUCCACCAGAGGAGCUGAGACACAGCAAGCAGGGUACUUGGAAACAGCAUGUUCAGGUUUACCAUAUCCCAUGAAUAAAACAAACCAACAAGAAUUGGCACAGGCAGAUUUGGACAAUUCUCUUACACCAUAUUUUGGUGACAAAGGAGAACAGCUGCAUCCUGUACAGCAGGAUUCCCAGCCUGGAGGUAAGCCGUGUUCCUGUGCCAAGGGAAUGCAAGGAGAAACUUCUCAACCGCAGUCAGACCAUGCAGUUUUGUCAUAUUCUACUGAAAAAGAACAGCAGCAUAAAACCUCACAGCUGAGGGCAGAACAGCUGGAGACUUCAUACUCCACUGGCAAAACAGAACAGGAAACAUUGCAACCAAAGCCGGAACAAGGAGAUUCACCAUAUUCCCAGGGAGAAACAGCACAAGAAAUUGUACAAAGAGAUUUGGAAGUUUCAGAGUCAUCAUAUUUUAUUAGUGAAGCAGAGCAACGUGCAAAUGUACAACUAGUUUCAGAAAAUAGGGACUUCUCAUUUGCCACUAGAGAAGUAAUGCAAAAGGGAGUGGAAUCAGAAUCUUUAGGAUCUUCACAGUCGACUGACAGAACAAAGCCCUGGAAAAUGGUACAAAUGGAGCAGGAGGAGUUGCUUUCCUUCUGUUCCACUGCUGGUAGUCAGCAACAGGAAACACCACCACUGGAUGUGGCCCUGCCAGAUAUAUCAUAUUCCUCUGGCAGAAUGGAAGAACAAGAUAUAGUACGAAGAGAGCUGGAACAGCAGAAAACAGUCCAACAAAAAGUUAUGGAAAUGGAAUAUUCAGAUUUGUCAGAAACCUGGGGGAAAGAACAGCUGCAGGUCAUAGACCAAAUUAAUUUGGCGCAGCAAGAAAUAGCUCAGCCAGAAAUAGUGCAUCCGUCUGUGCCAUAUUCUUUACGUGAACAAAUGGAAGAAGAAAUACAAGCAGAGACGACAUACCCAGAACAGACGUUUUAUGUAAGUACAGAAACGCAGGAGGAAAUUACACAACACAAAUCAGAGCAACCAUUUUUUUCAUAUUUUACUGGCAAAACAGAGAAACCAGAAAUAGUACAUCCAGAACUAGAACAAACAUCUUUGCCAUCUUCCAGUGGAAAAGAAGAUCCACUGGAAAUGGAAAUAAGUUCAGAGUAUCCAGAUCUGUCAUAUUUCAUUCAUGAAGCUGAACAACAGAAGAAGUUGAAACAUCCAACCUUACCAUUUUGUUUGAAGCAACAAGAAACUUCACCACUGGUGAUGGAAUGUCCAGAUUUUUCAGGCAACAGUGGUGAAGCAAAACCAGACAACAUCAUAGAGCAGGAUUCAGGACAUCCAGAGCUCUCAUACACCAUGGGAGAAACACAACAACAAUCAGAACAUUUGGAUUCACAAGGAAGCCUUGGUGAAGCAGCACAAGAUGAAAGUAUGGAAGUGGAAUCUAAAUACCCAAAUCUGUCGUGUUUUUAUGGCAAUAGAAACAAGCAAGAAACUUCACAACUGGAUUCAAAAUAUCCAGAUUUAUCACUUUCCUUUGGUAAAGCCAAAGAGCAAGCUGCUCAAGAGUUUGAACCUAAACAACAAGAAUUGCCUAAAGUGGCCAGAAAAAGAGCUUCCCCAGCAACUGCACAAACAGAACAUCCAGAUUUGACAUAUUCCCCUGGCAAAGCAAAUGAGUCAGAAAUUGCAACAUGGGAAAUGAAGCAUCCUGACUGGUCACAUUCCACUGAUGAGACAAAACAACAAGAAGUAGUACUGUUGGAUCAGAAACACAGAAAAAUUUCUACUGGCAGAGAAAAGCAGCAGCAAACCACAAAACUACAGCUAGAGCAAGAAAAGUUAUCACACUUUCCUGGUAAAACAGAGCAAUUAAAACAUGCCCAGGAGGACUUGGACCAACCAGAUUUGUCAUUUUCCAUUGACAGGCCAGAUGAUGAAAUGGCCCCACAAGAGGCAGAGAACCCUGAUGCGACAUAUCAUCUGGACAACGCAGAGGUUCAGCAAAGAGUACAACAAGAAACAGAGCAAACUUAUUUCUUAGGAAAAGCAGAACAGAAGAGAGUUUGGCCAGAAGUGGAAAUUCCCCAUUUGGCCCAUUCUGUGGAUACAGGAGAAGUAGCAGAAGAAAUGGCAGAAGCAGGGCAGGGACAUCCUGACUUGUCUUAUUCUGUUUUAAAAGCAGGAGGAUUGCAAACUGCACAGCUGAAACCUGAACACUCUGGUCUAGCAUGUUCCCUAAACAAAGUGCAGAAAAUGACCCAGCUGGGGUUGGAACAGACAGAUGCAUUGUACAUUCAUGACAAAACAGAGGAACUCCCACCUUCUCAGCUGGAGCUGAGCCAUGCAGACUUGGCAUCCCCUCCCAACAAAGUGGGGCAGCGAGGGAUGGAGCACACAGCCGUGGGAUGCCCUGAUGAGGGACAGUCUGUCAGCAGAGAAGAGCAUCCACAAGCUGCGAAAGAGAAACUAGCAGCUCCAUCUAAUAGUGGCAAAACAGAGCAAAGAAAAAUGGCAAAACCAGAGCCAAAGCAUCAUGAUUUAUCAUAUUCUAUUGAUAAAACACAAACACAAGAAGCUACACAACCGGUGUUAGGAAAACCAGAUCUAUCAUCUUGGCCUGGCAAGACAGAGCAAGAGAAGCCAGACUGCUUGCAUUCUUUCAAAAAACCCGCACAAGGUGAGAAAGCACAGCCAGAAUUGGGGCAUUUGCAGUUAUCUUAUUCUGUUAGUGAAGCAGAACAAGAAACUGCACAUGCAAAAUCAAACUGUUCAGAUUUAUCUGCUGGCAGAUUAGAACACCAUAAAAUCAUACAACCAGAGGUAGAAAUAAUGGAUUUAUCAUGUUCAAUUGGUGAAAUACAGCAAUCUCAAAUUGCUGAAGAGGAUUUGGAGUAUCCAGAUUUGUUGCAUUCUGCCAGCACAGUACAGCAGCAAGAAAAGUUUCAACCAGAACAAGAACAGCGAGGUAAUUUUUCAUCAUCUCUCAGGAAAGAAGAGCAGUGGGAAGGUGUAGAAAUGCAGGCAGAACACCCUGAGCUCCAGUGCUCUAUGGGGAAAACAGGACUGCAAAAAUCCCAAGCAAAAUCAGAAUAUGCAGAUUUGUCAUUCUCUGUUGGCACAGGAGAACCUUGUACAAGACAUCCAGAGUUGAAAGAACAUGACUUGUUCCAUUCUUCUGUCAAAACAAAGCCAUCAUGGGCUGCCCCACUGGAGUCUGAACAUCCAGACAUCUCGGAUGCCCUGGGCAAAGUACGGCACCCUGAUUUGUUAUCUCCUGUUAGUGAAGAAAAGCGAAGUGCACGACUGGAGGUCAAACAGGAGAGGGGAAGCUAUACAUUAUACCCAGAGGAAAGAGUACAACUGAAAUUGGAACAGCCAAUGUUUUCAAGUUCUCAUGGCACAGCAGAGCAACUAAAUAGGGCCCCACUGGAAGGGGAAUUCCCGGACUUUUAUUCCUCUGGGAAAAAAGAUCAGCAAGAAAUGGUGAAACAAGAGUUGGAGCAUUCAGAUUUAUCAUAUUCUACUGAUAAAACACAGCGCCAAGAAACUUUGCGACCUGGAUUAGGACAAACAGAUUUAUCAUCUUACCCUGGGAAGACAGAGCAACCACAAACUGUUCAAGGGGAAGCGGAGAAUCAAGACUUGCUCCAUUUCACUAGCAAAACAGAACAACGAGGAACAGCACAAACAGAGGUUGAGUGUCCAGAUAUGUCAUAUUCCAGCGACAAAUUAGAGCAGCCACCAGCUACACAAUGGAAAUCAGAGCAGCUUGUAACACCUCAUCCUACUGGAAAAACAGAGCAACGAAUGACACAUCCAGAGCAGGAACUUCCCAAGCAACAAGAUUUAACAUAUGCCCUUGGUAAUACGGAUGAAAUGCAAACUGUGCAAUGUGAACUGAAACAUGCAGGUUUGUUGCAUUCUUCUGGUAAAAGAGAACAAGAAAUGGUAUUGCCAGAGUUGCGACAUCUGCAGCAGUCUUACCCUGUUAGAGAAACAGAAGAGGAAGCUCCCCAUCAAAAAUCAGACUAUCCAGAUUUGUCAUAUUCUAUUGGUCGACAAGAGCACCAUGAAAUUGAACAACUGAAGGUAGAAGAAAUUAAUUUAUUAUAUCCAUCUGGCAAAUCAGACCGCUCACAACCAGCCCAAGAAAUACUGCAACAGCCAGAGCUUUUGGAGUCCUUCAGCAAACUAGAAGAAAAGGGAAUGGCCUACCCUGGCUUUUUGCCCUCCCUUGGUGAAGAAAAACAGAAACCAGCUUCACAAUUAGACCCAGUGCAACCAGGUUUAUCACACUCACUUCCCAAAACAGAAAACCAGGAAACUGCACAAGCAGAGUUUGUGCCUUCUGAUUUUUCAUAUUCCACAGGAAGAACAGAACAUUUGCAAUCAGAACGACUAAAAUCAAAAUGUCCAGAUUUGUCAUAUUCUCUUGGCAAAGCAGAGACUCAUGGAAUUAAACGACCAGAUUUAUUGUACUCCUAUACCAAAGCAGAGCAAUCACAGACUGCCCAGCUGGAGCAUCCAGAGACAUCAUAUUUCACAGGUGAAAUGGAGUGGAAGGAUGGGGCCCAAUGUGAACGGAAAUGCAGUAAUUUGCAGUACUCUGUUGUUGAAACAGAGCAACCAGAAACACCAUCUGUAUCACGUAUGUUUGACAGAACCAAGGAGCUGGGAACUUCACAACUGGACUUUGAACAAUCAGAUUUAGUAAGUCCUACUGACAAAGGACAAAAGCAUGAAACAGCCCCACUGAGAGCAGGGCAUUCAGAGGAGCAAGACAGUGGGCCUACUUCAUCUCUAACUGCUCAGUUGGAAACUGAACAACCACAUUUAUCCUCUUCCACUGAGGAAGUAGAGAUACAAAAAAUGCAACUGUAUUCAUCUCUCCCUGAACCAACAGUGUCUGUAGCUUUGGGUGUUUCACAUUCUGUCUCUGAAGCAAAACCAGAAGGAAGUACGAAGUCCUCACCUGUAACUGGAGAUCUGUCCCCCAAGCACUUAGAUUUAUCUUACACCCACUGUAAAACAGAGCAGUCAGAAGCUGCCCAACCUGAGUCAGGUUUCUUCUUUGCAAGAAAAGAAGCAGAGGAUAAAAAAAAUCAUCUACAUUUGCCUGUGGCUGCACAGUCAGAGGCUGAACACAUAAUUUUGCCUGAAACAGAGAGAGAACAGGCUCCACAUUACUUCCACACAGCUACGCAAUUAGAAUCUGAACAAUUAAAUUUAUCAUAUUCUACAGAUAAAGCAGAAUCUCUAGAAAAUGAAGAUUAUUUAACUUUACCUUCAAAACUGGAGUCUGAACCAUCAGUUCGGUUUUAUUCAGUUGAUGAAACAUAUCAGCAAGAAAUUCCACCUUAUUCAAAACCAGCCUCAGAGUAUUUGUUUCCCACACAGUCCCUUGCUGAACAAGAAAAGCAAAACAUGCAGCCACUUAUUCCCAAGUCUACACAACCCAAGUGCAAACAUGUAAUUCCACCAUAUGAUGAAAAGGAAUUGCAAAAAGUUCAACUCUGUUCACCUAAAACAACAAGUUUGAAGACAGUGCAGUCAGAAGGUACGCCUCUAACGCACACACAAGACCAAGAUGAGCAAGAAUCUCCAGAUCAUUUGUUGGACACAAACUAUUUGCCAUCAGAGCAGUUAAGAAGUACCCCCAAAUUCACUACUGAGCAGGAUAAGCAAGAAAUGCAACCUAAUGUUCAGGCAGUGCCAAGGUCGGUGACCACAGAGUCAGAAGUGACUGCUGUAGCAGACCAGCAAGCAGGGUCAUCAGAUUCAUUUGUUCCUUUUUAUACAUUACCUGAAAAAUUAGUAUCAGUGGCUUUCACUAACAAUGAAGAGAAACAAAAUAUGCCAUCAUCUUUAUCUGAUGUAGUAGGCAUGCCUGGGAAGCAAUCUGACAUAGUUUCAGGCAUUUAUACUGAAGGACAGGAUAGACGUGAAAUGCAUCAAUAUUUUGCAGACCAGAAGCAUACAUCCUUAGAGCAUCUGGGAGCUGCUUCAUCGGAUCUUCUCAAUGAAACGGUGCUACAAAAACCUCAGCAUUAUUCUGGUGAAUGGGGCAGCCUUUCUUCAGGAGAGAUGAAGUCUACUAGCUCUAGUUCUGAUGAAAAGCAGAAUCCAGAUAUUCCAUCUUUGGGGCUAGCUAGCUGGCUGGCAGAAGAGGUGAAAACUCAUUCAAUCAGUCCAAUAAGAGCUGCAGAAGUAGACAGGCAAGGAAUUCAGGUUUCUCCAGAUAAAGCUUCUCAUUUUGAAUCAAAACAAUUCCCAGCUGAAUGUUGCACAGAACUUACAGUUCAUGGCACUACAAAGAAUAAAGUACAUACGUUUACAGUUUCUGAUUCAAUGUCAAGCAAAGUUUCCCACAGAAGGUCCUCAGAUACUAGUCACAGAAUGCAAAGGUAUGAUUUACCAUCUCUGGUAGGAGAUAACCCAGGUCCAAACAAAGCUUCAGAGUGUGAAACUGCAAAAAUUGAAGUAAUGCAACAUCCAGAGGUGGACAAAGUGUCUAAAGUGCCUGAACAUUACCUGAGAGGAGAAGAGGAAGAAAUGGAACAUGUGAGCACUGUAGAAGACAGUCAGCAUGCUCCAGAGACUACUGAACAAAAAGAUCUUUUUAAUAUAAUAUCAGAAGGUUAUGAGAUACUCAAUAUUCAUGCUCCUACACAUAUUUCUUCUGUUGAUCAAGAAGAAAGUGAACACAUGCCAGAUAAACUGGAAUACUUGGAAACAAACCCUUCAUUUAAAAGAAAAUUAGCUGAUGAUGGCCAUAGACCCCUAGCUUCUGGGACAGCCACAGAAAUUUCAGAAGGCUCGGUGUUGGGAAAGCCUGCAAGCCAUGAACUAAAAUAUUUGGUCAAAAAUGAUCAUGUUGAGGAAACUGGAGGAACACAAGAAAAAAAUCCUGUGUUACCGGAAAACAAUAAUAGUGCAGUUUUGGAUCCUAGUAAUGGUAUGGCCGAUAUGGAUUAUUUCGAAAAAUAUACAUUAAUUGAUGACAAAACCCCAAUUAAGCCACAUUUUGAAAGACCAAGUUCAUUGUUUAAUGUGACAGAAGAUCCCAAUGAACCUGUGGAAGAAGCCGUGUCUUUUAAAGAAAGCACUGAGGUAGAUACUUUGGAAGAGGAUUUUUCAUUACUUGAGGAUCUGGAUGAAGUCUUUUAUGGUACUGCGAAAGGAGAAAACAAAAUGCAGUCCUAUGCAGAUGCUCCAAAACCUUUACAUCUGCAGAAAUCAAUUGAUAUUAGCAGUAAAAAGGUUACAAAUGUAGAAGAUGAACGGAAAUCACCAGGGACCCCGCUCUUUGAUUCGGAAGAAGGCGUGCUGGAACGAUCUCUGUUGUUCCCUACCACUGUUGCUGCAGUUAAUCCAGAGCUCCUAGAGGAGCCACCUGCUCUGUCGUUUCUGUACAAGGACCUCUACGCAGAAGCAGUAGGAGAAAAGACAAAGGAUGAGACACCCUCUGAUGAGGAAAGUGGUAAUUCUAAUGCAUCUUUCCCUAGUAGAAAUUCAGACACAGAUGAUGGAACAGGAAUAUAUUUUGAAAAAUACAUUCUUAAAGAUGAAAUUCCAAGUAAGGCCAUAAGGCCUCAAAAGGAUCAGAUACCAGAGGAUGAGUCUUUUAGUGGAGGAAUUUCAGUUCAGAGUUCAGAGGACAAACACAAGCAGGGGUCUGGUGAUGUCCAGUGUGUCAGGACUGAGGUUCUGCCAGAAAGGAGUGUUGUGAAGAGUGAGAAAGCCCAGAUUGACAGUGACAUUCAAGCAACAAUUUGUAAACCAACGCAUGCUAUUCCUUUUGGAAGCAGAGUAAUUCUUUCAGGUACGAGAACUGAUGCCACUGAACAAAGAGAAGAAGAAAAUGUACCUGUAGAAACAACUGAGGAGUUGCCAGAGCAAUCAAGUCAAUUAGUGGAUUAUCGGGGAGCUGCAUAUCAAGAAGCUGGUAGUAAGCAGGAAGAACAGCAUGAUGCAACAGCAGUUCCUCAAAUGGAAAAGUACAUCCCAUAUGUCAGGACUCCUGUUGAAGACAGUGAAGAUGUUCUGUAUACUCAGGAAAAUCUUCCCUGUAUCCCUAGCAUUCAGCAAAUAGAGAAGCCAGACUGGCAAAAAGAGAAGAACCCUGAUGUUUAUGAAGAUCUUGCUGAAUCAAUGGACUACGAUGUGAUUACACAAGAAGAACUUUUGCAAGAUGAAAUAUCAUCUCAAUUAACACAUGAGGAGCUAUUAUUUGAAGACAGAGACUCUUCUGAGCAUGCUGGUGAUAGUUAUGAAUUUGUUAGUGAGACAGAGCAAAGAAUGCCUGUUGAGCUUGAAGAUUCAGGCUUUGUGCUGAUGUAUCCUGAAAAAUCGGCAACAAACAUUCCUCAAGUUGAGAGCCCACAAAGAGAACUGAAGAAAGUGCCAGCAGACACAUAUUGUUACCACUGCAAACGCCCAAUAUCUGCUAUUGACAAGCUUUUUGGAGAACAUAAAGACCAUGAAGUCACAACACUAGAUGAUGCUGCAACCAAGAUGAAGGAUCAGUUAAGUGAAUUGCUAAUAGCACUGGAAGAAAAGUCAAUGAAGAUUGAAGAGUUUGUGAGUGAUAUUGAAUCACUGUUUAACUCUGUUGAGGAAAACUGUAAGAAAAAUGCAGAGUUAUUGGAAAAGCAGAAUGAAGAGAUGCUUACAAAAGUGGUAGCACAAUAUGAUGAGAAAUCGGAGAACUUUGAGGAAGUGAAAAACAUGAAAAUGGAGUACCUGUAUGACCAGAUGGUUAACUUCCAGCAAACUGUUGAUUCAGCGAAGGAAACUUUGGAAACAACAGUAAAAGAAAUGGAAGAACUCGAUGGGUUUGUUUUCCUAAAUUCAUCUAAAGAAUUGAAUAAAAGGUUACUUUCUGCAAUGGAUACUACCCUCUCUUUAGAAAAGCUGCCCAGUGCUUUUUCACUAUUUGAGCGCUAUGCGGACAGUCCAGGACAAAGUAACCAGCACUCCUUAAAACAUGUGGCUGUCCCACAGACACCGACUGUCAUACCUCAGGAACCAGACUCAGCCACCAGCACCUCCAUUGCUGUCUACUGGGCUGUGAAUGAUGGGGAUGCCAUAGACUGCUUCCAGGUCUACUGUAUGGAGGACCCACAAGCUAGCAAAGAUGCAGUAGCUUUGGUGGAAGAGUACAGAGUUACGGUGAAGGAGAGCCACUGCAUUUUGGAGGACCUGGAGCCAGAUCGCUGCUACAGUGUAUGGGUCAUGGCUGUGAAUGGCACAGGCUGUAGCUUACCCAGUGAAAAAGCCAUUUUUAAAACGGCACCUGCUGUACCCACCAUCAAGGCCGAGGACUGCACAGUCUGUUGGGACACAGCCACUGUUCGCUGGCGCACCGGCUCAGUGUCAGCAGAGUCCUUCACCCUGGAGUACUGCCGACAGCACUCGCCAGAAGGAGAGGGUCUCAGAACUUUUGCUGGUAUAAAGAGACCUGAACUGAAAGUAUCCCUGGAGCCCAAUGUGAACUAUUUCUUCUACUUGAGGGCUGUCAACCCAUUUGGGACAAGUGAACAAAGUGAAGCAGCUCUCAUCUCAACUAAAGGAACUCAAUUUCACUUGCUGAGCAACACAGCCCAUCCUGCUUUGCAAAUCUCCUCCAAUGCAAUGGUGAUCUGCCUUCCCGAGAAAACCAAAUUCACUGGGUUUCCUUCAGUGUUGGGUGAACUGCUGCCUGCUCGGGGAUGUCAUUACUGGGAAAUUGUUGUCUCUGCUUGCAGAAGCUACAGGAUUGGGAUUUGCUAUGAGGCAAUAUCACAAAGCAGCAUCCUGGGGCUAAGUGAUACCUCCUGGUGCAUGUGGUGCUGUCUUACACAAACCAGCUUUCUUUACAGAUUUCUUCACACUGGUGUGAUGAGCGAUGUCCAUGUGACAGAACACCCAGCCAGGAUUGGCAUCCUGUUGGAUUACAGUGGCGGCAGACUGUUAUUCUUCAAUGCAGAGAGAGGACUUGUGCUGUUCACCAUCAGACACAAAUUUACGGAUGCUGCUCACCCAGCCUUUGCCCUGGAGAAGGCAGGAGCACUCACCCUGCACACCGGCAUGGAGCUGCCAGAGUUUGUGAAGCACAGCUAAUCCCUUGCUUCACAUCUUUAGGAAGACUGAUAAUUACAGUGUCAGGGGAUAAGGAGGAGAAAGGGGAUGUCAGAGGGAGAUGUCUAGUUUUCACCAAUAAAUGCCAUGCACAAAGCUCUCCCCCACAUAAUCAGUAACUGUAGUUAGUGCUCAGCCACAUAAUCACCUUGAGCCUGGAGAGAAAAUCAGCUCCUUCAGAUAGAGCAUGCAUCUAGUGAUAUACACAGAAGUACUUUUGAGGGGAAAAAAAAGUUUUGUUAGAUAUGAACAUUAAGAGGGGGGAAAUGUACUUUCCCUGUGAAAAUAAUGUCAGUGCUAGCUGUCUUUUUAAAGUUGAUGAUAAGCCUGUGUAUAAAAUAAAUGCAUCUCUCACUGCAA
Athene cunicularia (burrowing owl) is the source of this 13439-nucleotide messenger RNA. It is a transcript of the gene CMYA5, whose product is annotated as cardiomyopathy associated 5. The record is from RefSeq and is a predicted model, not a curated record. Bases 54 to 13061 code for a protein of 4335 amino acids. The transcript is spliced from 14 exons. Gene Ontology annotation, molecular function: protein binding. NCBI's taxonomy places the organism in Eukaryota, Metazoa, Chordata, Aves, Strigiformes, Strigidae.